Messenger RNA from Lachnellula hyalina, 2436 nucleotides. It is a transcript of the gene NBN, whose product is annotated as Nibrin. Gene Ontology annotation, molecular function: protein binding; damaged DNA binding. The record is from RefSeq and is a predicted model, not a curated record. The transcript is spliced from 6 exons. Bases 1 to 2436 code for a protein of 811 amino acids. NCBI's taxonomy places the organism in Eukaryota, Fungi, Ascomycota, Leotiomycetes, Helotiales, Lachnaceae. Gene Ontology annotation, cellular component: Mre11 complex. Gene Ontology annotation, biological process: double-strand break repair via homologous recombination; mitotic G2 DNA damage checkpoint signaling.
AUGUGGGUUAUCGAGAAUGAUGAAGUCUUCCAAGGCAAGAAGCUAUGGCUUCGACCCGGAAAGAAGUUUAUCUUUGGGAGAACCAGAGCCGAAGAACUGACUCUUGUAAAAGGACAAUUCUUCGUCGACGAUAAAACCAUCUCAAGGCAGCACCUGAUAAUUGAAGUUGCUCCUGUCGGACCCAGAGACUGUUUUAAGCCAAAUGCUCGUUCUCGGUCUCGAAUCACGUUGACUGAUCAAAAUACUAAAAUUGGUACCCGUUUGAACGGAGAACAGAUCAGAGGCACUAGCGUUGCACUCGAUCAAGACAAGAAUACAGUAAUCCUUGGAAAAUACGAGCAUCACUUUCUCUUCACAUGGGUUCCUGUAACAUUUACAUUUUCCUUUACCACCAAAGAGCAAAAGAUAGAUCCCUUCACCAAACUUUACGAAACCCUCGGCCCCCUUGAUAUCAAAGUCCUGAUCGAGUUUGAAAAAGGCCUCACUACUCAUGUUGUCGCCAAGAAACGUAAUACGUCCAAAGGACUACAGGCGUUAAUCGACGGAAAAUAUAUCGUGCAUAACGACUCGUAUAUCAAAGCUGUGGUAGCCGCAACUACACCCGACGAUGAAGGAAUGUCUCUUUUGGAAAAAGAUUUUGAUAGUUUCCCCGACCCUGAGCAAUAUCUUCCUCCAGGAGCGAACGAACCUACUCAGCGGACCGAUGAUGCUUAUAGUCCGGAUCCGGCUCGCCAUUAUAUGUUUGAGGGUUAUACCUUUAUUUUCUAUAACCAAGGGCAAUUUGAUACUCUCCUUCCGCCUAUUACACAAGGAGGUGGCAAAGCUUUGCUUGGUACUGUAAUUGCAGGUCAAACAACCGUGGAAGAAUUUGUCAGAUAUGUAAAGAGUGUCGCUGGGGAGAAAGGCCUAGGAGAGUUUGAGGACGGCAGUGAGGGUAAGGGAGUGGUUGUGGUUCGGUAUAACCCAGUGAAGGGAGCGGAUGCCACGUGGUUUGCGGAAUUCAGCACCGAGGUUGCUCAGUAUCUGGAUCACCGUUUGAUCGAGCAAAAUGAGUUUCUGGAUGCUAUACUCGGCAACAACGCCAGUGUACUUAGGAGACCUCUAGAGCCGGAGGCAUCUGGAGUUUACGCGCCUCCGCCAUCUGCAGCUACUGCGGUUUCUCAAACCCUUCGAAACCCGCAACCUGCCCCUGACCCAACACCCGCAGAGCCGGAUUCUCAACCCGAACCAUCAAGACGGCGUAGAAGAGCAGUCCCCCGAUUCAAAGGAUUCGAUGACGACGACGAUCCACCCGUAAUCAUGGACUCAAUCCCUGAGUCUAUGGCCAUUAAUUCUGUCCCUGCCGAACCCGAAUCCCAAGGUCUUUUCGUCUCUCAAGAUCCAGACUUCAACAUGGACCGUGAACCCUCUCAAACUCCGGAAGCACAGACCAAAACCAGCCGCAAACGAAAAGCAACACCCAUCUUCGAAGACGAUGAAGACACCUUUGAAACCAUGGCUCCGGCAGCUGCACGCCUGAAGAAGCGUCGUGUAGAAGAAGAUGUCGCCCGUCAUCGACGAGGAGAAUCCACUCCCCCUCCCCCCGAACCACCCAAGCGGAAAGCAGAAGCAACGCCCCCCAAGCCGGUCAAGGUGAAGACCAAAAAGGAAGAACAGGCCGAGAUACUAGAAAAAACUCGUCUUCGCCACGAAAAGAUUGAAGAACUCGCAAACCAGGACAAGGAAGUUGUAAACAUGGAUAGCUUCCAGCUCGCGGAACUGCAAGCCCUCGCCAUCACCGAAACAAUAGAACUUCGUAGCAGUGCUCCUGCACCAAGAGCUCCCAGAGCAGAUGAUAGUGAACGUUGGGAAGACAGAUGGAACGGGCGCAAGAACUUCAAGAAAUUCCGCCGCAGAGGCGGGCCAGCCAUCAACGCGCGCGAUUUGGGCCGGACUAUCGUACCGCUGGAGGAAGUCAAGCGUAAAGCUGCUGGUGUGGGUGAUGAGUACUGGGUUGAAGAAGACGUACGGAUCGGAAAAUCCAAAUCGCAACGCUCGCAACGGAAAGGCAGGGUGGCUGAGAUUGAAGGUGAUGAUGUUAAUCUUGAUCAAGAUGACGAUAACGAUGACAAUCUCCCCCUUGUGGAGGACAUUCGACCCAAGACUCAGACCAAGACUAAAACCAAAUCUCUAACGGUAGUUCUUUCGUCUGACGACGAAGACGAGGACGAAGAGCCCAUCGUCAAGCAAAAAGGAAGCAGGAGUCAGAAGCUACAGGAUAAAACUGCGGAAAAGGGCAACGUGAAGCCCAGACCAAGUCAGAAACGCGCGGCUGAGAAGACGUUGACGAAACCGGCGCCGGUAAAGCGCGCCAGGCAGACGGUAUUGGGGCGGAAGAAGGACGAGAGUGAGGAUAGUGAGGAGGAGGGGAAAUUCCGGUUUAGGAAGAGGGGUUGA